This is a messenger RNA of Heteronotia binoei (common prickly gecko), 2740 nucleotides long. Its product is annotated as transmembrane protein 87A-like. Gene Ontology annotation, cellular component: Golgi apparatus; membrane. Bases 6 to 1133 code for a protein of 375 amino acids. Gene Ontology annotation, biological process: retrograde transport, endosome to Golgi. Lineage: Eukaryota; Metazoa; Chordata; Lepidosauria; Squamata; Gekkonidae. The transcript has 14 exons. The record is from RefSeq and is a predicted model, not a curated record.
CAGCGAUGACGACGACGUGGGAUGACGGGCCGUAUGUCUUCAUUCUCAGGAUCGAAGGGAGCUCCCCGAAUUGGAACCUCAAAUUUGACGUGGAGAUGAAGCACCCGGAGCACCUCUACAUUUCCGCCUCGGAGUGGCCCCUCAUGGUGUUCUACAUGGUGAUGUGCAUCGUCUACGUGCUUUACGGCGUCCUCUGGUUGGUCCUGCUGGCCUGUUACUGGCGCGACAUCUUGCGCAUCCAGUUCUGGAUCGGCGGCGUGAUCUUCUUGGGCAUGCUGGAGAAAGCCGUCUUCUAUGCAGAGUUCCAGAGCAUCCAGUACCACGGAGUGUCGGUCCAAGGGGCGGUGAUAUUUGCGGAGAUCCUCUGCGCUGUGAAGCGGAUGUUGGCCCGAGUCCUCGUCAUCAUCGCCAGCCUGGGAUACGGCAUCGUCAAACCGCGGCUGGGUGCUCUCUUGAACCGCGUGGUUGGUGUCGGCCUGAUGUACCUGCUCUUCUCCGUCAUCGAGGGUGUCCUGCGGGUGAAAUCGGCGCAAGACGACUUGGUGCUCCUGUCUGCCAUCCCCCUGGCUAUGCUUGACUCCGCCCUCGGCCGCCACAUCCUGAUCAGCCUAGUCCAGACCAUGAAGCUGUUGAAACUCCGUCGGAACUUGGUGAAGCUCUCUCUCUACCGCCACUUCACCAACACCCUCAUCUUCGCCGUCAUCGCCUCCAUCAUCUUCAUUAUCUGGACCACCAAGACUUUCCGGCUCGCCACCUGCCAAUCGGACUGGCGGGAGCUCUGGAUCGACGACGCUUUCUGGCGGUUCCUCUUCUCCAUCAUCCUCUUAGUCAUCAUGUUCCUCUGGAGACCCUCGGCCAAUAACCAAAGAUACGCCUUUAUGCCCUUGGUGGACGAAGGCAGUGAGCCAGAAGACGAGGAGGAUGAGCAGAUGGUCAACAAGGCCUUCGGGAUGAAGAUGAGAGGCACGAAGCCCGAAGCCAACGGGAUCCUCAGGGGGAGCCGUGUGGAUGAAGACUUGAAAUGGGUCGAAGAAAACAUUCCCACUUCCAUGGCCGACGUCGUGCUGCCCCCUUUGCUGGACUCUGAUGAGGAAAUAGUAACCACGAAGUUUGAAAUGUCCAAGAUGGAAUGAAGUCAAGACUGCUAACCCAACUGCGCUCUCUUCCUGUUGGAUUUUGUGCGGCGAAAGAGUGGCAAAUGGUCACUUGGUUCCUUUUUACACACGCAUAUAUAUAUAGAUAUAUAUAUAUAUACACACACACACGUAUAUAUAUUUGUAUAUUGUUAAGAAGAUUAUUUUAUUACCGUUUGCAUUUCUGACUCUGAAGCUUCGGGGCUAUUGCUGGGCGGGGAGUGCCACUCACUCCCACCAGCCACGAGAGGAAUUCCGGAACGGCCACGCCUCCCGCCGGUGAGAAGGACAGCUCGAUCCGACUAACCUCACUCCCCCUGCCGUCUCCCCGACCGCUUUUGGAACUAGCGUUUCCCCCAGCCGUUAACACGACAGCGGUUUUGUUAACAUCAGUCCGGCCCCGUGCUUUCCGUUAGCGACUGCCCCCACGUUAGGUGGCGUGACAGUAUUGGCAGCACGCGCGACUCUCAAGUUGAAAGGUGGAAUUGGGUCCAGUGAAAGUGAUUUCUCUCCUCCUUCCCAACCUGUUGGUGACUUGGAAGUGGUGUUUAGGGGCGGGGUGGGGGGGUGACCAAAAGGGUGUGUGUAAAUACGUAUGUGAUUGUUACUGACAUUUUCCGGUGGGGCUUUGGGGAUGGUGGAAGGUCCGUCGGGGGCCAGGCCGAGGGGGAUUUGUGCUUCUUGGAGAGGAAUAAGCGUCCAGUCGCACGGCCAAGAUGGUUAUCGGGCAGCUGGCAAAAUUCGCGAGGGACGAGGGCCUUGCUGCAAAUGAGAACAGAUUACUUAUGAAUGCCAGUGGGCUGUGGCGCGUACUUGGGAAGGGGAAGGUUCUGGGUUUGAAUCCCCGUGACGGAAAUCCCUUCAAAAACUGCUUCUCAAACCGUGCUGGGGGUGGAGGAAAUCUUACAGAGAAUCUGAGCUGCGAAUGCACAUCUGCUGGCAUUUGGGGCCUGGCCGGGUGAGGUUGAGACGGGGGAAGUGAGAAAUCGGUUCUCACCUGCGAACGCUGAAGCCUGCUACCCUUGAGUGUGUUUUUUCAGGUCGCAAGAACAUUCUUCCUUCUCGCCCGCUCCAUUUUUGGAGGGAAUAACGUCAGAUUUUUUUGGGGGGGGGAGGAGAGGGAAUCCUUCCUACCCUUUUGUUUCAACCCUGUAAUCUCUGAGCCUCCUCUGCAGUUUCAGCAGGAGAGAGAGACGCCGCUCAGCUCCGAACGCCUGCCGCGCUCAAGACCCAGCUCUGCCUUCGUUCACGCUUUUCUUUAAAUUUCCACAAACUAAAAUAGCGCAUUCGAUCAGAGCUGUGGCCUGAAUUCUCCCAGAGGUGGGAGCUGCAUCGGCAACAGCUGGCCUCCCCAUACCUUCACACUUUUUUGCGCAUUUUCACACUCGGGUACAUUUCCUAUGUCCUGGCGUGGUGCUUCGGAGGUGACCUAGAUAAUCGGUGGGGGAUAGGAAGAGAGAAAAAUCAGAUUUCUUCUCCAGUAAACCUUUAUUUAUUUUGCAAUUGUACAUAAUGUCUUCUCUCGGGGAGGAACUCCUGUGUGUAUAUGUGUGUGUGUGUAUUACACAGUAAUAUUAAAAAAAGAAAAGAAAAAAUUACGCUCUCUG